GUCGCGGAAUCUGCCCCGCCGCAUUCCGCUUGGUCGAAAAACCUCCAACGAUCGAACAUCACCAAAAUCAGCUCUAGAGCCUCGCAACCGCCAAUCCGACCGACGGCUUCAAUUGCGACCGCCCAAAAUGCCUCCUCAACUACCGACGGCCUCGACGGCCUCGACGGCCUCGACGAUUGCGCGCAGCGUCAUCCGUCCCUUUUCCACCACAGCAGCUACUGCAGCUCCCGGCCGACACCCCCCCUCCGGUGGACACGCCAACCGUCUUGCUGGUCUAAAUGCCAGCAACAGCAAGGGAGGACUUGGUCGAGGAGGUCGAGGAGACGCUGCUGCGAGACUCUUGGAGCGAUUCAAGACGCGGACAAACACGUACACUAUGGAGAAGACUGCGCAGAUGGAGUUUCUCAAGAACCAGAAGAUGUCAAACGAUUUCCUCAAGCAGAUGCCCAGACGAUGGGAGGCUGGUGACGUCUACUCGCCGCAUGAUCUGAGCCCUGUCGAGAUGCAGAAGUGGAGGAAGAAGACUGUGCGGAACAAUGAUGUUAUCGAUGCUCUUGGAAUCAGCCCUCUUGAUAUGUACAAGAACUUCUCUCUUAUCGAGCACUUCACAUCAACCUCUGGAAUGAUCAACCACUCCAAUCUCACACGUCUUCGGCCCGUCAACCAGCGCAAGGUGGCCAAGAUGGUUCGCCGAGUACAGGGCAUGGGCAUCUACCCCAGCGUACACGCUCACCCUGAGAUGCUCCGAGAUCAAUUCUUCUCACGCCACAAGUAGACCAGUCGUAUAUAGAAAGGGGAAAACGACUUGUUCUGUGCCGGCGUUUAUGUUGUCUGGGAUGAUUGAUGUCAUGGUCAUUAUUUUUUGGUCAUAUGUAUAACAGCCUCAACCUCUAUGUAACAUAUUGAUACAAUUGUCUACAUCCAAACAUCUCUUCGUUUUAUGCAA
Molecule: messenger RNA, 946 nt
Organism: Fusarium odoratissimum NRRL 54006
Lineage: Eukaryota; Fungi; Ascomycota; Sordariomycetes; Hypocreales; Nectriaceae
Exons: 2
Coding region: 128-775 (215 amino acids)
Biological process (GO): translation
Cellular component (GO): ribosome
Molecular function (GO): structural constituent of ribosome
Source: RefSeq, a predicted model, not a curated record